GCUGAUUGGCGCUCUGAAGAUCCUCGCGCCUCCGCGGAGAGCACAGCUGCUGGCUGUCAGACUGAUGGCCACGUUUGGCGAGUGACUGCCGUGUUGUCAGUGUGUCUAUCAUGGAACUCUUGGUUCGUUAUCUUGAUCGGAGCAAUUCAGUGAGUUCGACCACAACUCAAGAUUUAGUCAAGGAGAAAAACCUGAGGGAUGACCUGAGGUUCUACUUUAUGAGCCCAUGUGAGAAGUACAGGGCCCGAAGGCACAUCCCUUGGAAAUUGGGGGUGCAGAUCCUCAAGAUUGUCAUGAUCACCACACAACUCGUCCUUUUUGGCCUCAACAACCAGCUGGUGGUGUCCUACAAGGAGGAGAAUGCCAUGGCCCUGAAAAACUUGUUCCUGAAGGACUACAGCGGAGUGGAUGAGGACGACUACAGCGUUGCAGUCUACUCACAACAAGGUGUCUAUGACAGCUUGUUUUAUGUGCUGGAGCAGUACAACCAGCUGGGCCGGCUUGCCGUGGGUCCCAUCAGUUAUGCUGAGGAUGAAGAUGGUGGCUUGCUGCCUCUGGUCAUCUGUAAAAACCUCUACAGUCGAGGCAGUGUGGCGCCUUCGGAGGAGACCUAUGACAUAGACGCUGAGUUGGAAACAGUUUGCCUGUCACUUGAUCCGAAGACCGCACACCAAUGGAAAACCCAUAAUGCAUCCUUUUUUGACCUGGACUUUUACAGGUUGGUGGACAUGAAAAUAACCUUCAAUUUAAAGGGGAUCAACCUGCAAACGGUGCGGUCGCGGGAGUUGCCUGACUGUUACUCGUUUUCUGUCACGAUAACAUUUGAUAACCAGUGUCACAGUGGAAAGGUGAAACUAUUUCUUGACAUCGACGCACAGAGCAGCACAUGCCGAGGCUGGAAGAUAUCUGGAACAGCUCAGAAAAACACACACUAUCAUUUGGUGUUCGACGGCUUUGUCAUCGUGGUUUGCCUCACCUCGGCCGUGCUGUGCACCCGCUCCAUCGUGUUGGCCGUCAGGUUGCUGCAGAGAUUCUCCAGGUUCCUUUAUGAAAACUACAGCCGAAAGAUUUGUGAGGAUGACCAGAGAGAGUUCUUAAAUGGCUGGUACGUGUUGGUCAUUGUCAGCGACCUCUUGACCAUAAUUGGGUCCAUACUGAAGAUGGAAAUUCAAGCAAAGAGUUUAACCAGCUAUGAUGUGUGCAGUAUAUUUCUGGGUACGUCAACGUUGUUGGUGUGGGUCAGCGUGAUUCGCUAUCUGGGCUACUUCCAGAAAUACAAUGUGCUGAUUUUGACCAUGAAGGCUGCCUUUCCGAAGGUGUUACGUUUCUGCUGCUGUGCUGGCAUGAUUUACCUUGGCUACACCUUCUGUGGGUGGAUUGUGCUAGGGCCGUACCACGAGAAGUUUGAAGGCCUGAGCCUUGUGGCGGAGUGUCUGUUUUCCUUGUUAAACGGCGACGACAUGUUCACCACCUUUGCCCAGCUGAAGGACAAAAACACGCUGGUUUGGCUGUUCAGUCGGGCCUACCUCUACUCCUUCAUUUCACUAUUCAUCUACAUGGUGCUGUCGCUCUUCAUCGCCCUCAUCACCGACGCCUAUGAGACCAUUAAGAAUUACCAGAGGGAUGGAUUCCCACUGACAGACCUGCAAAAGUUCCUAAGAGAUCAGAAAGAUUUUGUUUGCUCGGAAGAGAGCAGACAGCAAGACUUCUACACCCGCUACUCAGUGUUCUGCUGCUGUGAAAGAGUCGCUGAAAGUGAUGACAUCGCACUCAUCAGCUGACAAAUGUUGCGCCUCCCGAUUGAAGCAAUCUGGGAAGAGAGCAAUGGGAAUAGGACUUCACACGUCUGACGCACACUAGCGAAUAUUCCUCAUUCGGACUCCUUACUUGUGGACCGCUGUGUCGUGCAAUACAAAGACAUUACGUGAGUCCCCAUGUUGAAUUUACUGAAGCAUGAACUUACUCAGUUAUGUCUUGAAGCAAGAUGUAAAGUUGUUUUUUAUUUACAGUGUUUGUUGGCGACCAGGUUGACAGUGUCAGCAUGGGGUGGGACUGGUGGAGGGGGUGCACAAAUGCGUUUAUGAAUUUUCCUAGACCUGCUGGUGCUUCAUAGAAUGAUGCAAUAAAUGUGAUUAUUUAUUGUUUGUGCAUGCGAUAAGAUGCCGCAAAGUAAUGAGAAAGUUACCCGUUAUGUCUUUGUGCAUCUUUGUUUCAGAUCUGACUUAUAAUGUUGAAUAUACAGAAAUAAAAUGCAUUAUCAGCCUCAAAA
Molecule: messenger RNA, 2269 nt
Organism: Hippocampus zosterae (dwarf seahorse)
Lineage: Eukaryota; Metazoa; Chordata; Actinopteri; Syngnathiformes; Syngnathidae
Gene: mcoln2
Product: mucolipin TRP cation channel 2
Exons: 14
Coding region: 111-1781 (556 amino acids)
Cellular component (GO): membrane
Molecular function (GO): NAADP-sensitive calcium-release channel activity
Source: RefSeq, a predicted model, not a curated record